This is a messenger RNA of Sporisorium graminicola, 513 nucleotides long. RefSeq lists its product as uncharacterized. NCBI's taxonomy places the organism in Eukaryota, Fungi, Basidiomycota, Ustilaginomycetes, Ustilaginales, Ustilaginaceae. The record is from RefSeq and is a predicted model, not a curated record. The transcript has a single exon. Bases 1 to 513 code for a protein of 170 amino acids.
AUGAAGCUGCUUUCAGCAGACAUGGUCUCGCUGGUGACGCUUUCGAUUUUGGUCGCGAUCAGCGUCGAGAGUGCGCCUGUCGUGGCACCUGGUCGGCUGGAUCUGUGGAUGCGUGGGAUUGGGGAUGCGCCUUUGAUCGUUCUGGGCAACUACCAGUCUGGAGACGACAACCAGAGCGGCCAGGGCAACUCGCAGACAAGCGUCAGCAACACCAACGUCACCGGCAACGCCAACUCGGUCAGCUCCAACUCGGACGGCUCGAGCCAGAGUCAGUCUCAGAGCGCCAACCAAGGCCAAGGCGGCAACGCUCUACCUUCGAGCGGUCAACAGCAACAGCAACAGCAGCAGCAGCAGCAGCAGCAAGCUCAAUCUCAGACCGCAGGCCAAAGCCAAAACCAUGGUCAGAGCGAGUCUCAGUCGCAGAACGAGAACGAGCAACAAGGCUCGUCGUCUUCGAACAGUCAGAGACAGGACAGCAAGCAAAUCCAACGACGAUGCAAGGCCUUCUACUGA